Messenger RNA from Peronospora matthiolae, 807 nucleotides. The record is from the annotation of a GenBank genome assembly. NCBI's taxonomy places the organism in Eukaryota, Oomycota, Peronosporomycetes, Peronosporales, Peronosporaceae.
AUGCAACACCGUCGUGUCUCCCACGCUUCGUUCCUGCUCGCGCUCCUCGUGCUGCACAUAUCCCUGCUCGUCAUCAAAGCCGAGACAAGCACGAAGAAAAGUGUCGAGGGGCAGUUCCCGCACGUGUCGGAAGCAAUACUGGAGCAGCUCGGGUAUCAGAAGACAAACCGGUACUCGUUAUCAGCUUUGAAACCAGUAGCGCCCCGCAAACCUGCACCGGAUUUCCGCAACGUGAAUGCUGUUGUCAACGAGAAGUUCGAAAAGGUGUCACUGAGUGACUACAAGGGCAAGUGGCUGAUCCUCAUGUUCUAUCCGUUCGACUUUACCUUUGUGUGCCCCACGGAGAUUGUGAGCUUCAGUGACAGGAUCGACCAGUUCCGCAGUAUCAAUGCUCAAGUCGUGGCGGUCUCCACGGACUCGCACCACACGCACUUGGCCUGGAUCAAGACACCGCGUACUGAAGGUGGACUGGGCAAGAUGAACAUCCCGCUCAUUGCUGAUAUCAGUAAGCGUAUCGCUGAGGACUAUGGUGUGCUCGUCAUUGACGAGGAGGACGAGAUGUACGGUGCUGCUCUCCGCGGGCUCUUCAUUAUCGACCCCGAAGGCAUCAUCCGCUCGAUCCAGAUCAACGAUGACGCAGUUGGACGAAGUGUCGACGAGACGCUGCGUCUUCUUAAAGCGUUCCAGUACUCUGCGUCGCAUCCACACGAGGUGUGUCCUGCGAACUGGAAGCCUGGAGACGAGACCAUUACGACGAAUCACGUGGAGAAGAUGGAUUUUUUCCAGCACGUGUAUGGUGAUAAGUAG